Molecule: messenger RNA, 465 nt
Organism: Nelumbo nucifera (sacred lotus)
Lineage: Eukaryota; Viridiplantae; Streptophyta; Magnoliopsida; Proteales; Nelumbonaceae
Molecular function (GO): protein binding
Source: RefSeq, a predicted model, not a curated record
AUGAGAGGCUUGGAGUCGUUGGAUCUCAGCUUCAACUCUUUCACAGGAGAGAUCCCAGCAUCAUUGACUUCUUCAUUGGACUACCUUUCUAUAUUGAAUUUGUCUUACAAUAAUUUGAGUGGGAGGAUUCCAACGGGGAUGCAUUUUGAUACAUUGAAGGGAGAUGGAGAUGGGGACGGAUCACCUUUCAUUGGAAAUGCUCUUCUCUGUGGCGCACCUUUGGAGAAGACAUGUAAUGAAACUGGACCCAUUGGUUCUGGUGGUGGGGUGGAUGAUAUAGAAGUUGGGGCUGAAAGAGAAGACUUACCAUUUUACUUAGCUUUAAUUUUGGGCUAUGUAUUUGGGUUUUGGGCACUUUUCGGGGUUUUAGUUCUGAUGAAAAAUGGAUGGUUCUGGAAAUCAUAUUGGAGGAUGGUUGAUAUGAUGGCAUUGAGGAUCUUUCACUAUCUAUGUAAUUCUAUGUAA